Molecule: messenger RNA, 2443 nt
Organism: Prorocentrum cordatum
Lineage: Eukaryota; Dinophyceae; Prorocentrales; Prorocentraceae
Source: the annotation of a GenBank genome assembly
AGCCAUUUUGGCUCAAGGCUCGAGGGCACAGAGCCCGGCUCGAACUCGGAUUCGAGCUCGUCGCCACAGCUCUACCCUCGCCUCCCCUCCCCCUUCCCCUCGCGCCCGCCCUCCCUGCCCGCAUGCUCACGGGCAGGAGCGGGCAGCUCAGCAGGCUCGCCCCGGGGAGCGGCGCCGACGCCGAGCCGGAGCACACCCCGCGGGGCCCCCGCCCUGCUGCGCCCUGUGCGCGGGCCGCCGCGGCGGCGCUGGCCUGGGCCGCGGCAGCGCUGGCCUGGCCGGCGGCGGGGCCGAGGAGGGGAGCCCCUGCGCGAGCCGAGGCCGGCGCCCGGCGCGAGGCCAUCGUCGAGGCCUCGGAGGACCAGCGCGCGUGCGUCCUCGACGGGGACCUGCGCGUGAGGCGCUGGAGCGCGGGUGCGGGCGCGCCGACGGGGGGCGCCGGCAGCGGUGCCACGUUCGUCUUCGAGGGGCAGCUCUGGUUGGUCCGCAGCCGCACCGUGCAGAUACAGGCCGUCACCGCCAGCGGGGCCGCAGGGCAGGAGGACUUCGCCAACACCCUCAAGGAGAUCGCCAUCGGUGGCUCUUUCUUAGAGAAUAACACCCUGCACAUAUCCGCGACGGGCGUGAUCUGGCAUUCGGCCGACGGACAGAGGGAGCCCAUCCUCACUGACAUGGACUCCAAUUGGUCGAACGAGCUCGUCGAAGCCACGAGAGAUACCUCGGGGGAAGUGCUCCAGCCCGAUCGCGCGGUCGUCGACAGGACCGUGGUGCACCUGAAGCUGCCAAAUUCGGUGCGGCUACAUAUCGAGCAAUGGCCGGAUCCCGCUGCCCACUAUGUGAAUGUCAAGGUCACGAAGCCAGCUGAGAACGGCGAGGUGGGCUUAUGCGUGGACAGUGCAGCGCCAGCGGUAGGGGUAUCCACAUCGGAAACCCUCUUCCGUGCAGGCAUCUACACACGGAGUUGCCCAAGUGUAGAAUCUGAGAUUUCUUGGCCGUAUGGGGGGUGUGAGGGCUUGUCAACUGAAGCGAGCAUGUACAGUUUCAGCGCGAUCGACCGUUCAAUCUCCUGCGGAGUGUGCGGACAAAAUCAAUUUGUAGAUUUCCUGGGGAAGCUCGCCGCGGAUUUGAAGAACUUGAAAGAGGAGGAGUGUUCUCAAGGGGUGAUAUACGGAGUCGCAUUUGGUUCUAAGUAUGAGGAAAUGCUAGAUUUACAAGACGAUGUUGAUACCCAGAGGCUACUCCAGCUUCACCAGCGGUGUUUCUUUUAUUUCGUUGCGGCUGACAAUGAGUCAAAAUCUAUCUCUUUGAACCGCACUUCCAAGUCUGGUCUGAGCAUUUUGAUCCCUGUGCCGACGAGCGUCUUGCCAUACAAGAGCAGGCGCAGGAAUACAAAGUUAUUCAAGAUGUAUGGAGGUCUUGUCGUCUUUGCAUUUGCGAAGCGCCUUGUCUGGCAGGACGCGAAAAUGCUUGGAGACCUCUGUCAGAGCUGGAUAGGUACGAUGGACUAUCAGAAGAUGUUCACGGAGAAUAUCGAGCAACAUGGCACGUGUGCCUCAUUCCGGGCCCUGCCGAAUAAACCCGAAACCAUGGGAGAAGUACGUUCAGAUGGUCCUCGGUUCGAGUACCACUGUUCUUUUUUGGAGGCUGUGGAUCGGCCAGGUGUGACAGACGAUAGUGAGACACUCGGCAAGCAGUGCGGUCACUAUCGUCGACUUGAUCCAGAAAACUAUCGAAUUAGCUUAGACAGCGGCCUGAUUGACAGCGCAGUUAUUCUUUGGGAUAUGAGAAGUAAACGGUGCCGUGAUUUCAAUAGACAACUAUCGUGUACUUGGCUGGGCGAAAUCCAUUGCUUUGCAGAUCGUGAUCAGGUGAGCUUCCCAGAAGCUCUCCGCGCAGUGGGGGUCUAUGAACCAAGUGCGGUCAGCCCCUUGGAUUCAGAAGUAAAGGACAAGCUCUUCGUUAAAACAGAUGAUCCCGAAAUUCCGAUGGUACACAUUGGGAGAAGCAGCUGUCAUUGGUACUUCUCGGAUGUCAGCAACAACAUGUACACCUGCGCCAGUAACCCUGAUGUCGUGGCAAAGGGCACCGCGGCAAAUGCAUAGGGCAGAGCCCGUCGCAAAGGCCAUCGCCUGGAUUCAGUGCUAGUCGCCAAAGGCUGAUCGCACUGGUAGGCUUGGGGGCGUCGCUCGCACAUCUCUGGCGGGCGGCGGGGGCGAUGGCGUCGGCGCGACGUCGCGGCGCCAGGCCGCGUCCGUGGCAGCGCCCUACACAACCAGACAGCGGCAAGCUUCGGAGGUCGGCCGCUAUGAUCACCAGUCUCGCGGGCGAUCUCGUCCUCCUCCUCCUCGCCCUCAUCCCCAUCGUCAUCAAAGCCAGCAGGUCUCACACUGCUAGUGUUGAUUAUUGUGGUGAAGCCGUCGAGACCAACAAAUCAGCAUCUUGC